Molecule: messenger RNA, 1103 nt
Organism: Vitis riparia (riverbank grape)
Lineage: Eukaryota; Viridiplantae; Streptophyta; Magnoliopsida; Vitales; Vitaceae
Exons: 2
Coding region: 72-233 (53 amino acids)
Source: RefSeq, a predicted model, not a curated record
UUCAAGCUUCGAAGAGGUACAGUACAGUGAUCGGAACGAUUCUGCGGCCUCUGGGGUUAGGGUUUUGGAAGAUGGAAGUGAAGAAGAUCAUCAAAGACAAGAAGUUCUGGGUCGCUUCUUUCCUCGUUGCUUGGGCUGCUGCUCUUCAGGGUCACAUGAUGUGGUUACAGAGGCAAGACGCCUUCAAGCAAAAGUUUGGAGACUUAGGCCAAGACCAUGAUCCAGAAAACUGAGUGAGUCUUGUUUCUUGGUUUUUGUAAGAUGAACAAUUGUUUCAUUACAAUGAUUUUAUUUGUUCAAUAAUUAAUUGAUUGUAUUCCUACUUGACAAUUGAAGCCUGUGAAGAAUACUAGUGAAACUGAAACUGAAUGAAAUAUGCACAUAUAAAGAUAUACAUUUCUUGAUUCUCAAAUUUUGCUUCAUUGGCGUGCUUUGGUUUAUACUAGACCACUGUGAUCUCUUAGUCUUUCAGUUUAAUUUUUCAAAUGAAAAUGAAUCAAGAUAUGGGAUGGAGGAUAGAGUGUUGUGGAAUGGUUCUAAGAAUGGGAUUUUCUCUGUAAAAUCCUUUACAAUACUCUUGAUUCUAGUGGUGCAGUCCCGUUUCCUUGGAGAAUCAUUUGGAGCCCUUGUGUGCCUACAAAGGUGGGUUUUUUUGCUUGGGAAGCUUAUUGGGGGAAGGUUCUAACCCAAGAUCAACUCAAAAGGAGGGGCUGGAUUUUAGCAAACAGGUGCUUCUUGUGUUGUGAUGAAGAGGAGACAAUAAACCACAUCCUUAUUCAUUGCCCCAAGGCGAGGGUAUUGUGGAAUCUUGUGUUUUCGUUGUUUGGUGUUAAUUGGGUCCUUCCGCUUACGGUUAGAGACACUCUCCUUGGUUGGUCCGCUUCCUUUGUGGACAAGAAGCGUGGAAAGACUUGGCGGGCAGCUCCUCUCUGUUUAUUUUGGACUGUUUGAAAAGAAAGAAAUAGGAUAGUUUUUUAUAACGAGGCUUUGUCAAUCCAAAGAUUGAAAAACUCCUUCAUUUGUAAUCUUUUCUCUUAGUCUAAGUCUUGUUUAGAUGGAGAACCCCGUUCCUUAAUUAACUUUGUUGAUUGGUUGGGUUCUAA